CGUGAGACAAUCUUGUCGACCGAAGCCGAGGAAAACUUACAUAAAAAGAUCGUCUUGCUUGUUGCGGCUUCCAUUGCUCACUGAUUAUGGGAGGCAAAAGCAGCAAAGAUAACUCAGCAAAGACUGAAGACCCCAAGGAAUCUCCUGCAGAACAAACCAACGUUGAUAAAGAAGGAGAAGCACCUCCAGCAAAGCCCACCCAGUCUGAGACCACAGGAGGAGCAGAGGGAGAGCCUGCAGCAGAAAAGCUGGUUGAAUUCAAUGAUAUUAAAAAUAGUCUAAAAACAGGAGACCUUCUACUCCUCUACAGGAAAGAUGCAGAGAACCCCAAUUAUGCUAUUUUGAUAGACAACUCUGCAAACGAGGAGUACUUUCCACUCUUGAUGGUGAAAGGUAGCACUAAACCAAUGUCCAAGGAAAAUUUCAGCAGGAGACGCUAUCUUACAGCAGUCACUACUGUCACACGCAUGUUCUAUGGAGACUACGAGCGUGUAGCAAUUUGCAGGCUGACCGGUGACCAGAAAGACAUAUCAGCAAAGAAGGCGCUCGAGGCUGUGGACAAGAUCGAUACUCAAAAGUAUUCUGAAGAGGAGCUGAAGCUAAUUGAUGAAGCAGAGACAGAUGUUGCCCGAAGCGUCAUGGCAUCUGUGCUCAACUUGAGUGUUUUGUAUAGUAAACUUGGCAUCAUUGCAGAGCCUGCCACUCCAUCCAGUGUCCAGGAUACGUACAAGACUUGGAACACCACUCUGCCAGUUGGUGAACCAACAUUCAUUAACGUCCCUCCCAUUAAACCGGGACCAAUGAAGGGUGGAACUCCACCAUUUUAUCAAAAGAUUUUACGUGGUUUGAUGCCUAUUCCUGAAAACAGAACUGUAGUGCCAUACAGUUCUAUCCGUGACCAGCUAAACACCGGAGACAUCCUCCUUUUUGCUACAGUUGGAUCUAGUGGCUUUGUUAUCAAGCUGGGGAGCAACUCCCAUUUUUCUCAUGCUGCUAUGGUACUCAAGCCUAAAGGCUCUGACCUUCUUAUGUGCUGGGAAACAACAUCUAACUCUGUUGGCCUGGUUGACCUUGGGAGCACAAAAGUGCAAAAAGGAACUCAAAUCGUUCCAUUGAAGCACAAGAUAUUGAAUGGGUAUAACGAUGAAGUUGCCAUUAGACGCUUGGUAGAUGUAACUGAUGAACAAAGAGAGAAAAUCCACCAAACCAUGAUGAAACUAUCUAAAGAGCUCGAGGGUACCUACUACGAGAAGGAUUUCAUCGAAAUGAUCAUGUCAGGUUUUGACUUUGGCGAAGAGUUUCUGGAUUUUCUCAGAAAUGACGAAGAAGACGUGAGCACAAUCUUCUGUAGUGAGUUGGUUGCACAUGCUUAUCAAGAGGCUGGCUUGCUUGGAGAAGAGAAACCAUCAAAUGAGUAUUCUCCUGAUGAGUUUUCAAGUGAGAAAAACCCGAAUCUCAAGUUCGGACGAUUGGAGCCUGAAGUUUAUAUUGAGUUAAAAUAUGAAGACUAAACGAUAAUAAUAGUACACAUGCUAAUUAGAUGUGAUUUUGCUUAGCUAGAUCAGAUCAAUACUGACUACAUACAAUUCAAUGCCAAAUUUUAUAGUUUUGUACUUCCUCAUUUUUCAUAAACAAAAUAAUUGGGGCGAGCAUGAGCGAGACCCACACUAA
This is a messenger RNA of Amphimedon queenslandica, 1671 nucleotides long. RefSeq lists its product as uncharacterized. The transcript is spliced from 6 exons. The record is from RefSeq and is a predicted model, not a curated record. NCBI's taxonomy places the organism in Eukaryota, Metazoa, Porifera, Demospongiae, Haplosclerida, Niphatidae. Bases 87 to 1511 code for a protein of 474 amino acids.